Molecule: messenger RNA, 876 nt
Organism: Peniophora sp. CBMAI 1063
Lineage: Eukaryota; Fungi; Basidiomycota; Agaricomycetes; Russulales; Peniophoraceae
Source: the annotation of a GenBank genome assembly
AUGGAUCGUCGCCGACGUCCCGUAUCCUCGGAAGAGGUGGACUACUGGGCUCGUACUUAUCAGUCCAUGUCUGCACUCAAUAAGGCGUCGUCUAGCGCUAACCUCUCCGACACUGUGCACCGUGUGAAUCGUCUCAUCUCUGCCUGGCCGACUGAUGACAUGCCCCCGGACGGGAUUACUGGUGUUAAAGAGUUGCACAAGAAGCUCGCCUCUGGGUUGAAUGACAUUAAGUCAAGCUCUGAACGCGAUGCUGAAGUUCUCAGCACUGCUAUUGAAAUGGUCUCUACCCUACUUGGUCUCAGGAGAGCAUCUGAGUCUGCGCCGCCAGAACCUGUUAAACGAGUCAAACGUCCCCGCGGAAGCUCGCCCGCAGGGCGAGGACAUACGCCCUCCACCCCUCGUGGCUCCGUUGGACCUCAAGGCUAUUCUGCUCGUUUGAAUGCACAGCUGCCACUACAACCCGGUCGUUUGAUUGCAUUUCUCACGCCCGGCGAAGGCGACGAGUCCGCCUGGAUAUUGGCCAAGGUUGUGAGAACGCUGAACGGCAGUAAGAAAAAUUAUGAGGUACAAGACGCCGAAGACAUGGACGAUGGCAGUCCUGGAGCGCUGUACAAAACUACGAUACAGAAGAUUCGACCACUCCCCGAUCUUGAAGCUCCGAACAACAGUCCGUCUCAUAUCAGCGCGUAUCCUGAACACCCGGCUGGAUCCAUCGUACUUGCCUUGUACCCGGACACAAGCUGCUUUUAUCGUGCACAGGUCGUCCAAGGCUUGCGCGAGUCUCAAGGCCGGACAUACCAGGUCAAGUUUGAGGAUGAUGAUGACCAACAACACACAGUGUCCGCCCAAUUCGUCGUUGACUUCAUCGGAGCGUAG